AUGGGAAAACUCCCACUUUUUGUUUCCAUACAAAAUGUGCAACCAGCCAAUGUCGAAAUUCUCUGUCAAGAUGCGAAUGUACUGAUGAAGCUACAUGCAAAAAUAGAAAAAGCGAAACAAGAACAAGUGCGCGCUUGCUAUCCCUUGAUUUAUCGCUUGAAUUGGAAAGAUGAGAAGUAUCCGGGCCUUGUUUCGGCUAUUCAUCCAAAGGCUGCCAUAUCGUAUGCUCACAAUGAAAACGCCACAUUGAAAGUGGGCGACGUGGUCGACCUCAAAUCGAUCUUCAUUGAAAAUGAUGUUCAAGCUCGGGUGAUGGAAGUAUCGCCAUGGAUUACGGGAGAGAUGGAUUACGUCUACUUGGAAGCCAUUGACGAGGCGACUUUUGUGCAAGAACCACCACAACGACUCAAUUUUGAUGAUUUUCAUGAAGGAUUGGCGUACACUCUGAUUGGACUCUUGGACAACGAGCCGUGCGUAGAAGGAUAUGGAAACAUUUACUCUAGGAAGAAGACCAAAGAAGGCCAUUAUCGAGGAACAAGUCCUGCAAUGAUUGGCGAGUCUGGCGCCCUGGUCGUAUCCAAGAAUGGCGCAAUCAUCGGUAUCAAUGUCGGCGGAUACAACUUCGAUGAUCCAAAGAAUGCCAACAUCGGGUCACAUCGACUCAUCGUGCCAAUUUUCGACUUCGAGGAAAAAUUAAAACGCUUGGACGAGCAAAUCCUCGCUAAGAAUGCCCUAUACUUUCAUUGGACUCUUGGACAACGAACUGUGCAUCGAAUAAUAUGGAAACAUUUACUCUACGAAGAGGACCAAAGAAGGCCAUUAUCGAGGAACAAGUGCUGGGGAAUCUGUCGGGCUCGUUGUGACAAAAAGGAGUUCGAUUAUCGGAAGCAAUUUUUCAAAGCAAAUGCCAACAUCGGGUCACAUCGAGUCAUCGUGCCAAUUUUCGACUUCGAGGAAAACUUUAAACGCUUGGAUGCGAAAAUCCUCACUGAGUCAAACGUGCCCCAAGUUCUGCUAACAAGAAGACGACCAAAGAAGGCCAUUAUCGAGGAACAGGUCCUGCACAUGCUGGGAAAUCUGUCGGACUCGUUG
This is a messenger RNA of Mesorhabditis belari, 1092 nucleotides long. Lineage: Eukaryota; Metazoa; Nematoda; Chromadorea; Rhabditida; Rhabditidae. The record is from the annotation of a GenBank genome assembly.